CGCGCGCGCGUGGUGCGUGCGUGUGUGUGUUUGUAUAGAGAGACAUGAUCUCAUUAGCGCUCGUCUGAAGGACAGUGAGAGCUGAGAUAAUCCAUUUGGCAGACGGAAGAUUGCUCAGUGGAUGUGAGCAGGACCAACUCAAUCUUUACCAAGACACAGAGGGACAGCUGGUUUGACUUCUUUGAUUCAUACGGAUAAUUCUUCAUAAAAUAAUUACUAAUAUUAUAUUCUGUAAUGACUGCAUGAAUUGCCGUAGCAGUGUCCCCCCAAGCGGUUACCAGGGAAGUCUUCAGAUUGGAGUUGAGCGCCUGUACUCAUAGACCUAAGGGUACAAUAUUGUAAAGUGCAUUUGGUCCCUGCUGUUUUUGUUGUUGUCCUCCAGAUGUGUGUCAACAUGGCGACAGGUGUGGUGGCUUUGCUCAGCGCGUGGGUUGGUGUGUGCGCAGCGUUUAACCUCGACACAGCGUUCUCACUGCUGAAGACGGGCGGAGACGGGAGUCUGUUUGGACUUUCGGUCGCUCUGCACCAAGACCUGAAGAAGGGCAGUUACCUGCUAUUGGUGGGCGCGCCCAGGGAGAAGGCCGAGACUAAUGUUCCAGCCAAUCGAACAGGAGGAGUGUAUAGCUGCCCGAUCAGUGCUGACCAAUCAGAGUGCAGCAGGCUGAAGCUCAUAGACCCAAACGUGAAUCUGUCUGAAGACCUGAUCGAAGACAUGUGGUUGGGCGUCUCAGUAGCCAGCCAGGGCAGACCUGGGGGGCGGGUCCUGGCAUGCGGUCAUCGAUUCGUUAAGCUCUAUGGAGCAUUAAAGCUCAGGCACAUGAUUGGACGCUGUUAUCUCCGUGGAAACGACCUCCAGUACGACGUCACAGACAUCCACUGGCAAAACCCAGACCAGCCCUGCAGUCACUUGGGUGAUGUCAGCAGUGAGGUCAUGUGUAACGUCGGAAUCUCCGCCUCCAUCACACAGACUGAGGUCAUAGUCGGCUCACCUGGAAGCUACGAAUGGCAAGGUAACGUCCACAUAUCCUGGAUGAAUCCUCAUGUUGUCUUCGACACCCAAAGAACUUUUUUCCCAAACCUGCAGCACAGAAACAUUUAUACAGGAUAUUCCGUUACUCAGGCUCAUCGUCUUCUCUCUCAGCAUGAUGAAACCAUAGUAACAGGAGCUCCUAAAGACAGUAAAGACGAUGCUCGUGGCUCAGUGCUGCUCGCUGUGAAGCAGUCUGACAAACUGAAAACCCAGCAGACUCUACGUGGUGAACAGACGGGCUCGUACUUCGGUAAUGCCGUGGCUACCACCGACCUCAACAAUGACGGGUGGAACGAUCUGCUUGUGGGCGCUCCCUUUUACUUCCAUCGUCAGCAGGAGGCAGGUGGGGCAGUGUAUAUUUACAUGAACAGGCAGGGUAGGUUUGAUUCUCUGCCCAGCGUGGUGCUGAGAGGACCAAGUGGAUCUGCGUUCGGUAUGGCUGUUGCUGCUGCUGGAGACCUGAACCAAGAUGGCUUCCAGGACUUUGCAAUUGGAGCUCCUUUCUACGAAACAGGAAGUGUUAUGAUCUGGUUGGGUAGCCACGUUGGAGCCUCUACACAGCCCAGCCAGGUGAUCCUUGGCAGCAAGGUCUCUCCUCUGUUCAGGACAUUUGGGUACUCUUUGUCUGGAGGUCUGGAUGUUGACGGGAACAAAUAUCCAGACCUGCUGGUUGGCUCCCUGGACGACACUGUCGCUCUGCUCAGAACUCGUCCAGUCGUUCAUCUCAAUAAAACCAUCAGAGUUUCUCCAGAUGUCGUUGAUCCAAGUUCUUGUGACUUUUGUAUCCUGGUGGAGGUGUGUUUCUCCUACAUGUUUAGCACUGGAGAGCGGAGUGACAGAGACAACGUCACCAUCCACUUUGCCAUCGAAGCUGACGUCACCGGCACAAAGUCCCGCCUCCUUUUCCGUGAAAACGGGCAGAGUGUGUACUCCGGUUUCCUGUCGAUGCCGAAUAAACGAUGUGACACUCGGAGAGUCACACUACUGAGUCCAAUCCGGGACAAAGUGAGACCGCUGGUCUUCUCCUUGAACGUCUCUCUUUACCAAAGGUUUCCAAAGAAGAAGAAGAACACCGUACAGGACCUGAAACUCCUCCCUGUACUAAGCGAGUCGCCCCAAACCAUCAGAACCCAGAUUCACAUACAGAAGUCCUGUGGUUCUGAUAACCGUUGCAAUAGCAAUCUUCAGAUGACAGCCCAGUUCACAGAUCAGAACCAGAACCCCUUCCCAGUACAAAAGGGCCAUCAGCUAUUGAACUACAACGAUGGCCUUGACAGACUGCAUCUGGAAGUCAAUGUCACUAACAAAGCGUCUCUGGGUCGCGAGGCAGAGGACGCUCACAAUGCCGCUCUAAACGUCAGCAUCCCUUCAUCGCUCAUCUAUUCUGGGGUCCGAACAAAGGGUGACCUCCAGGCGGUGAUGGAGUGUUCUGUUGAGGAUUCUGUUCUUCUGUGUGAGCUGGGGAACCCGUUCAAAAGCAACCAGCAGGUUCAGGUGUUGAUCAUAUUUCAGGCAUCUGGAAUCACUUUAGACACCAGAAGGAUUGAGUCUCUGCUGCAGCUAUCCACGUUCAGUGAGCAGAUGGAUCUGUCUCCUGUCUUUCUCUCCAUGCUGGUGGAGUAUUCUCUGCAAACAUCUCUCACUCUAAUCAACCCUCCAGGUCCUGCCUCCUUUAGGGGUCAUGUGACCGGUGAGUCUGCCAUGGAGGAGACGCAGGAUGUCGGCAGUUUGCUGCUCUUCACCUUUCUGGUGCACCUGAGUGGGAAGCCGCUGGGUCGCCUAGGCAACCUGGAGGUAGAGUUUGAUUGGCCAACCGAGGUGACCAAUGGGAAGUGGCUGCUGUAUCUCACAGAGAUCAAAGUGAACGACUCAUUAGAGAGUCGCUGUACGCCACCUGGCAACAUCAUCAAUCCCCUCAACCUACUGCUGCCAAAGGAGGAGAGGAAAAUGAGGAGUUCAGAGGAUCAGGUGGACAAAAACAAGGAGCAGAGAGGAAGAAUUCUUCCUCUCUUCCACCACAUGAAGAUUUCUUACAUUCUGGACUGUUUUCACGGGGCAAAAUGUGUGACCUUCGUUUGUCCUCUGACCAACAUGAAGAACACAGCUACUGUGACCCUCAAAGCUCGACUGUGGAACUCCACCAUGGUGGAGGACUACAGCGACGCGCACAGUGUAUUGGUUCGAGGCAGAGCAACUCUAAAGCUGCAGACGAGCAAACCCACCAUCAAUAUGAAGCCUCAAAGCACAGAGAUUGAGGUCCAUAUCUAUCCAGACUGGGGACAGCAGUCGGUCUCCAGAACCCCCAUGUGGAUCCUGGUAGCCUCGGUCCUGGUGGGGGUCUUACUGCUGUCUUUGAUCUGCCUGCUGCUCUGGAAGUGUGGUUUCUUUGUGCGUCAGAGUGCCUGGCGGACCUCGGCGCUCCACCAGGGACGGAUUAUGGGUAAACAUGAGCGGCAGCUUCGGGACACUGAAGACUUCCUGAUUCAAGACCAGGUCUCCUCAUCCAGGAUGUCAACCAAACACUGGGUGACCUCCUGGACUGAGACGAACUGAGACGCAGAAAGGAAACACACCCGGCACCUUACCAACCCGGACCAUCACCCACUGAACAGAACAAACACACUGCUGUUUUUCUAUAAAUGAAUGUGUAUGGUUGCUUUGAACUACAUUUUAUAGAACAUUUUGGUUAAAUGAAAAGACAUACACCAAGUUUUAAAGGUUAAAGGACUCAUAACAUAAGCAUGAGUCACGUGUGCCACACUGUAAUCGUGUAAGAGCUUUUGCUGCUUUCAGGUGGCUGACGGAUCCUGUGAUGUUUUUACUUUAUAAAUUCUCACUGCCUUUUUAUGAUUGUGAUCAUUCUGACGCCCUCAAAGCAGCGUAUGUUGUGUGUCAUUUCGUUGACGUGUGAUUCUUUUUUUAUAUAUUAUCGGGUCUCUAACAUCUACACCCUCGUUGACAAACUAGCUCAUUGUUAACAAAUGCUACCUUGUUAUUGUCAUAGUGGAAAUUGUAGCACUUUUCUAUGUUUUGAAACUGCUUAUUUUACAAAAAUUGUACUUUCUUGUUACUUGUUGUUCUGAGUUUGUAACUUUACGGUUGAAAUGCACUUAUUGUAAGUCACUUUGGAUAAAAGCGUCAGCUAAAUGACAUAUGUAAUAACAUAUACCACUAUAUAAACUCAACUUGACUGUCAUUAACAUACGCCUCCUCAUUAUAAACAAACUGCCUCACUAACUUUUACAGACAAAGUCAUUAUAGCGGGUCACCACAAUUGGACAGUUGAAGACUGGAAAGAUGUUGCCUGCUCUGAUGAGUCUGGAUUUCUGUUGAGACGUUCAGAUGGUAGAGUAAACAGAAUGAGAACAUGGAUCCAUCAUGCCUUGGUACCACUGUGCAGGCUGCUGCUGGUGGUGGUGUCAUGGUGUGGGCUAUAUUUUUUUGGCACACUUUAGGCCCCUUAGUGCCAAUUGGGCAUCGUUUAAAUGCCACGGCUUACCUGAGCAUUGUUUCUGACC
Pungitius pungitius (ninespine stickleback) is the source of this 4548-nucleotide messenger RNA. Its product is annotated as integrin alpha-3-like. Gene Ontology annotation, biological process: cell-matrix adhesion; cell-cell adhesion; cell adhesion mediated by integrin. The transcript is spliced from 27 exons. The coding region runs from base 383 to 3583 and encodes 1066 amino acids. Gene Ontology annotation, molecular function: integrin binding. The record is from RefSeq and is a predicted model, not a curated record. Gene Ontology annotation, cellular component: integrin complex; external side of plasma membrane. Lineage: Eukaryota; Metazoa; Chordata; Actinopteri; Perciformes; Gasterosteidae.